Molecule: messenger RNA, 1509 nt
Organism: Cyprinus carpio (common carp)
Lineage: Eukaryota; Metazoa; Chordata; Actinopteri; Cypriniformes; Cyprinidae
Biological process (GO): G protein-coupled receptor signaling pathway; sensory perception of taste
Cellular component (GO): membrane
Molecular function (GO): G protein-coupled receptor activity
Source: RefSeq, a predicted model, not a curated record
ACAAAGCCUACUCUGAUUCACCCACACAAAGUCACUUUGCAUAAGAGAUUGAGUCCCUGUUUCUACAUAAGACAAUGCACAUCUCACCAAACCUCACAUCAGUGCAGGACUCUACUUUGUGUGCUUCCCUCUCUGAAGAGCACCAUCAUGACCCUCGUUGGGCAAGUUCUUUUUUUUGUCGCACUUCUGAUAGUUGGUACUUCUGGAAACAUAUUUAACCUUAUUUUUACUAUACAACAGCAAGUGAAGACAAGGAGCAUUCAGACUGUCGGUUUGAUCCUAAACGUCAUCUCCAUCAACAACAUUAUCUUGGUACUCGCCACCUUUGCAAUGGUAGUUGGUGUCUUUCAGAAUUCCCUGAUUUGGUGCAUCAGGCCAUAUCCUUUAUCUAUUCGGACUGAAAUAUAUCUAAUGAUGAGUUGCAGCUUCAUCAGCUUCUGGGCCAUUGCAUGGCUGAGUCUCUUCUACUGCAUCAAAGUUGUGAAUUUCUCUUCUGAGUGCUUCCGAGCACUGAAGAGGAACAUCUCCUCUGUGAUCAAUGCUGCAGUGCUGCUGAGCUGUGUGUUAUCCUCCUUGUUGUUCUUUCCUAUGUUCUCACUCGACGCUGCAGAUUCAAUGGAAAAAAAUUACAAUGUGAAUGACAUCGGCAACUUGACGUGUCCAAUGCCCUCCUUCACUAUACAGAUGAAUGCAAACGCAUACGCUGCUGCAAUUAUUUGCCUCCUCUGCCCGAUCCCUCUGAUGAUCAUGCUGCCCACCUCUAUCAGAAUGGUGGUUCAUCUAUGCGCCCACACGCUGGCUCUCAAGAAGAACCAGACCCAGGUGCAGGGAUCUGACUCGUACCUCCUGGUGUGCAAGAUCACCGUCUCCCUGGUGGGAGUUUAUAUGUCCACUCUGUGUAUCGUGGCUUUGUUUAUCAUUAUAAGGUUAAUCGGGCAACCUAUCACCUACCACAUCUUAGCCAGUGCCUUUAGUUUUUAUAGUGGCAUGACUUCUCUCCUUCUGACAGCUUCAAACAGGUAUCUGAAAGAGAAGCUCUGGAGUCUGUUCUGCUGUAGGAAGGCAGAGGAACAAGGUAGCAGAAGCCAGACAGUUGUGACAGAGGAUGUUUGAUAUGAUAAAAAGUUUACUUCAGGGACUUGAAUUCUUAAAAUCAAACACUUAAUGUUUUUAGUCACUUAAAAAUAAAGUAAUAGUAAGUAAUAACACAAACAUAAAAUUAAGAUUUAGUCACUUUUAUAUGAAAUCAUCUGCUAAAUAAAAAACUUGUAACUGUUACUAAUUGAUUGACUUAAUACUACAGUUUGCUGAAUAGUCAGUCAACACAGAUUCAUAGCAAUUCUUAACUAUUUUUAUAUUUUGGUGAUUUGGUGGCUAAUUUGUUUGAAUCUCACUCUUAUGUUUUUGUAUGAUCUGAUAAUGUAGUUAUGUUUAGGCAUGGACCUUCAUGCUUAAUUUUUUAAAUUUCUACAAAAGUUUUUGUUAGAUUCACAUUUUAUGAUGUCACCA